AUUCAACUCAACCUGAGUGCUACGUUUAUUUUUGUUGUCGUUUGUAGUGAAAUUGCAUUUGAAAUGCAAUUAAAAUUAGAAUAAUUUGUAAAUUUGUGUUAAAAAUACUCGAAAUAAUGUUGCCAGGUGUUGGAGUUUUUGGAACGGGUGCAAUAACUAAAGUAUUGGUGCCUAUUUUACGUGAAAAGGGCUUUGAAAUUAAAGCAUUGUGGGGUCGUACUCUACGCGAAGCAGAAGAAGUAGCCACAGCCCAAAGUAUUGCUUUCUACACAAAUAAAAUUGAUGAUGUUUUGCUACGCAAAGAUGUAGAUUUAGUAUUUAUUGUAUGUCAACCGUAUUUACAUGCAGAAAUUUCUGUAAAGGCCUUGGGCAUCGGCAAGCACGUUGUAUGUGACAAGCCGAUGGGCCUUAACCAGGCCGAUGCCAUGAAAAUGGUCAGAGCCUCACAGUAUUAUCCGACAUUAAUUUCGCUGGUUAAUCAUUCAUUACGAUUUUUGCCAGCAUUUACCCACAUGAAGAGAUGUCUACAAGACGGCGUAAUUGGACCUCUGAGCGAUAUUUCUUUGGUGGAUAUAAGGGUGCAAUUGGGGUCGCUAUUUCCUGACAAGUUCGAUUGGAUGUGUGAUGCGGCCAUGGGUGGAGGGGCCCUAAAUUUGGUGGGCAGUCAUGUAGUUGACUUAGUAAGCUUUCUAUUGCAUCAACAUGCUGUACGAGUGCAUGGUGUCGUCAAAGCUUAUACAAAGACCACAACAAAUGUCAAUGGCAUACGACAGAUAUCAGCGCCUGACUUCUGCAAUUUUCAAAUGGAACUUGCAAAUGGCACUUUAAUAACAACAUCAAUACAUAGUCACACGGUUCCGGCCAAAACGUUUUCUCAAGAAGUUUUGAUAUGCGGCAGUCAAGGACAUUUGUCGGUCCGAGGAGGUGAUUUGUUUGUGUUUAAACACAAACCUGAAGCCCAACUAAAAGAGGAGGCUGUUUAUGUGGAUGUUCAAGAUUUGCACAUUGCCACCUCAGACUCACUACUACCACGGCUGUACAUCAAAGGCUUAUGUAAAAUGAUUGGUGCUCUUAAAGAAUCAUUUGCUGGCAAAGAAUCUUCAUGGGUCAAGGAACCCGUUCAAGCGGCAGCUACUUUCGAGGACGGCCUUUACGUGCAGGCUGUUUUAGAGGCAAUACGAAAGUCGAGCGAAUCUAAGGCCUGGCAAAGGGUGCAAAUUACUUCAGACAAUCCAUCAAAUCAUGAUCAAAUAAUGCGUUUCGCCAGAAUGUCUACAAUGUAAGGCUCAGCAAACAUAAUUAUAAUUUGCCGAGAUUAAUUUAAUUUUAAACUUUCAAAUUGUUUUACAAACACGUUGAUGGAAUGUGAACAAUUUUUUAAAGUAUUUUCUAUUUCAAUAAAUGAACAAAUUUUUUUUAAGAUUG
Messenger RNA from Lucilia cuprina (Australian sheep blowfly), 1425 nucleotides. Its product is annotated as glucose-fructose oxidoreductase domain-containing protein 1. The transcript has a single exon. NCBI's taxonomy places the organism in Eukaryota, Metazoa, Arthropoda, Insecta, Diptera, Calliphoridae. The coding region runs from base 117 to 1283 and encodes 388 amino acids. The record is from RefSeq and is a predicted model, not a curated record. Gene Ontology annotation, molecular function: nucleotide binding.